AGAGCUUGAUGAGGUCUUCGAACAGUGAUUGUUAUAUGUGUGUGUGUGUGUGAGUGUGUGUGUGUGUAUGUUUUCUAUAAACAGCAACACAAUGCAAUAAAAUUAUUAAUAAAAGAAAGAAUAGGGAUGGUAGGAAAAGAUAAUAUUAAAGUGUUCGGUGAGAAUCCACAAGGUCGUCCCUGAAUAAUCUUUAUUUUCUUCCUCAAGGCUAUGGAUCCCUACAAUUGUACCAGAGGUGGUACCCCUUUAAUAAAACAAAAAUAUAUAUAUGUGUUGGCUCCGUGGUGUGGGUGAGGGGGAGGACUGCGCCGGCCGCUGCGCGCUUGUCAACCACAGUAAAUAAACAGACGACGCGGCCAUGGCGGCCGUCACUGCCAAGCCCAUAUUAUUCCUGGAGGAAAAUCAGUAUUCCAACUUUGAAUGGAUUGGUGAGAGUGAGGAUGGGUCUUUGCUGUGCCGGUGGGAGGAGGAGGUGCUGGUGAGAGCCCCUGUUGAUGGCUCGGGAGGGGAUGGAGGAAUUGAGGGUGCAACAAGCUCUCUCGCCUUUGCAACACAGGUUGCUAUUGCUACUCCUGACUUACACUCUGCACAGGUCUUAUAUACAUUUGAUAAGGUUGUGCCUGUGGUCCAAGCCUCUGUCAAUGCUUCCAGGACUCUGCUAGGCUUUGUGACUCGCCGCAGUCUUGGUGAAGGAAAUAAAUAUUCUGCAUAUGUGGCCGAAAUUGCACCUCAAGGGGGCGUAUUUUCCCUGAACAUUGAUUGCUCUCGACAGAUACUUCUUGAAUUUCUUCACACAGAAGGUGGAAAACCCUUAGACGAUAGCUGGAUUGCUAAGCUUCUUGUUUUCGUCCACCGGGAAUCCAUUGCCAUCUACUCAUUUCCACUAAGUCUGAAGGAUGGAUCAUCAUGGAUUGUUGAUGACCAACCUCUGACGGAGUCAGUGGUGCGAUCAUUUGUGUGGGCUCAGUGGGAACCUCAUCAUAAGCACUUAUAUUAUCUACACUACCGUCCUCCCCCUGAAGCUGGCUUAACCCUGGGGUCAGGUGAAGCAGAGGAAGAUGCCCUACGUCCUCGACCUAUGCUCACAGCCUUACAGUUUCAUCCUAAUAAACCUCACGAAACAGUGUUAAAUGUUCCCCUGGAACUGUCGGGCCUGGAACAUUCCCCUCUGGACUUGAGCGGUGAUUACCGAGAUCAAGGUUUGCUGCACACUGCAGGAGAUGCUUGGCUUGACCUGCGUGUUGUGACCUCUCCCUCAGGUGCUGUCUGCAUCUGUCACCAUUACAUCUAUAAGUCGAGAUUAGCAGAAACUCCUGCUGAUCCUGAGAGCUGUGCGGUAUAUUUGGCAUACUCCGUGACGCUCCUCCACCAUGGGUGCGUCCUUCACACAGUUGUUCCCGGUGUUCCCUGGGGACAUGCACACUCGGCCCUCCCCACAUACUCUCUCUUUGGUGACCACUACCUUCUUGUGAUUGUACCUGGGGUCUGCAUGCACAUGCUGGAUAUUGGAUUGGACCAUAUGCCAAACAACCAUAUUGUUACAACGCCUCCACCACAGCUCCUGCCCAAUGCUCAGCUGUAUCAGAUAUGCGGAGGCAAAGUCAUCUCGGGUCGCUGCAUAACAUUUGUGGAUGGAGUAAACCAGAUGACGGUGGAAGUUCGAGUGACUAAAGAAUCUCUGUUUUCACUCUUCAAGAGCUCUUCUACCCUGAGCACACGUCUGGCAAUACUGCACUUGGCAGCAAUCCAUGAUAAAGAUCAUGACCUUUCACGAAAGUUAAUGUGGAGUGUGUGUGAAGAUCCAUACAACCUUGAUACACCAGCACUGCUUCAAGAGUACCUGGUGGGAGAAACAUAUGCAGCUGUCCACAAACACAUUGAUUCAGAUGCUGGACACCUCAUCUCCCUCCUCCCGAUCACUACUGCUCCAUUCACCACCGAUACUGAAUAUAUAGAAUCCCCAGCUGAUGAAAAUGUUCGGAUUUCAUACUGUCUUUUGGAAAAUGCGUGCAUAAUGCUGCUGUCCCCUCGUGAACGUGUGGUCCGUUCACUCUCAGACACGUGGACUAAGCUGUGGGAACAUACAAGCAAGAGGCACCACCAGCGCUUCAGCCUUUCAGAUGUGGUGGAGAAGCUGAUGGUCUCACUCGAUACAUACAAGCCUGAGGCGUUGUCUCAAGGCAGCACUCCAGUGUCUCCAGCAAGUCCACUUGUUGGAGGUCUCACAAUCACAUCACUAGGCCUAACUCUUGCACAUCUCAUGUUUGACCCACUUCCCUUCAACGAGGCUGAGAACACUACAUCCUCUAAGUUGGAGCACCUUCUCUCUGUUAACUUGAGGGAGUUGAGUAUGUACUGCCUGAAGCACUUUCCCCAUGAGUCCCCAAUGAGAGUGCACGCAGUGGCCAGCAAAUAUGUCUGCACACAACUACAGGUGUCUCGUCGUUUAUGCUCCAUCCUGUGUUCUUCUCAGACUCUCGUUCCUGCAGAGAAGAGUGAAAAAGGGUUUACAUUCAUAGAGCAGUUGGAUGAUGGUGUUGCCACCCGACUGUUUACAUUACUAGAGCGAUACCACUCAGCUACUGAAGCUGUAGCAUAUCCUCUGCCUCAAGGAUACAAUUCCUUUUUGGCUUACUUAGCACACCGUUGUCUGCCACACUUUGUGUUUAUGCAGUAUGUACGACGUGGAGUUCUUCAGCUUAAUGUGGAUGUUUUAAGGGAAAUUAUUUACGAUCUGGAUGAUACCCCACAAAAUGUAGAGAGAAAGCUAGAAAUAAUAUCUUCAGUGCCAGUUGUUAGAAGCCUCCGAGCACUGCAGUUCUGGCAACACCCAAUGUCCUUGAUUCUGAGGUCAAGGCUGCAUGCGGGUUCCAUUCUUGCUGGCGAGGGACCAGGACAGCCACGGACACCAACACAGUCGGCCAGAAUUAAUGCUCAACAUCUUCAGAAAAAAGGUAUAACUGCAUUUCCAACAACUGACCGCCUCUCUCCAUUUGAUACAUUUUUGGAUUUGUUAACAGCAAAAGCUAACUUGACAGACCUAGACCUGGGCCUGCUGUACGAGGGGACAGUUGCUUCCUGUGAAUAUAUCAAGCCAGACUUGGAGACUGAUGUUACUGGAGCAAGGGUCUGAAUUGUUCAGGAAUUUGCUAUUGGAUUAUCUUUUAUACUUUGCUAUACGUUUAGUUAUUAUAUAAAUUUAGUACACAUAUUUAUGAUUCAUGUGCUUUUGUACAUUAAUUUUAAUAUACAAAAGCCAUAUACAUUAUUUGAUUUCAAAAUCAUUCACUUUCAUUACAGAGUAGUUGUUGUUUACAUUUCACUAUAGUGUGCUGCAUCCAUUUUUAGCUAACAUUUAUUUUACCUGCUUUAAAAUGACCUAAAGAUAAAAUAUAUAAAUAACUGAAAAUAAUUUAGGACCACUUUCAUCAGUUGAUUAAUUUGUUAGUAUUUUUAUUAUUGCUUCCAUGUGAAUGUAUUCUUCUCAGACAUUGUAUACAGUUUACAGAUGUGUUGGGAAUAUGACACGUUCCUGUCAUGUCUUAUAAAUCAUAACAGACAGUCCCACAGCUCAUUUGCAUGUUAGAAGUUACAAUGGUGCCAAAUGUAACAUAAUUAAUGAUGGCUGUCGUUGUCCCAUUCACCAAUUCUAAUUUAACGUAUUCAAUGCAGUUAUCCAGCUUGUAUCUAGACAUUAUCUGAGUAACUUGCCAUCCCUUCUGAAAUGUGUGGUACAGUAUUCCCACUUGAACGGACAAAUUUGUCACAACCCUACACUCCCUUCUCCGCACAGAUCAGAAGUUUUGUUGCAAUUGAAGUACAGUAUGGUGAUUUUUGCUAUUUCUUGCCUAGCAUUACUAUGGGUUUUACAUUGCACACAUUUUGAUACCAGAAUCACUUUUGUAGGGGAAGAAGGGGGAGUGUGCAUUUAAAAAUAUUUUGUUCAAUUUAUUUCAGUUUUUCUGCCAUUGAAUUCCAGUCUAGUUAUUGCACAAACUCACCCCACCAGAUGUCUUCCAUUAUCUACAGUUGCAAUUGAAUUUAAUGAUCAUGCAUCUGAAAUAAGAGUCCUUAUGUUGCAACUGGCUUUCUGGUGUAUUGACUUUUGUUUCCGCUUAAAUUUACUGUAUUAAUGUAAAUGCAAGAACAAUUAAAACAAGUUGAAAGAUAUUCAACAUUUAUAAAGCAUAGAGAAAAAAAAGAAAUUUGUGUAUUUGUGAAUUUUAUGUAAGAAAUUUACACCAGGUCUUUUGCACUCUCCUGAGAGAGCUCUGUCAAGGUCUGAGUGUGUGUGAUUAGGACGAGACUUACAUCUCAACAUCUAAUAUGAAGCAUGUCCUUUGACUUGUCUUGAAAUGCCUUGUAUACAUGCAAUAUCAGCACCCUGUUUGCAACUCUUGUGAAUUGGAAGUUGAAAUGUUUAAUAUAUUAUGGUAUAUUUAAUUUAUUUCUGUUAUGGAUUUUGACGAAUUUGAAGUUUAUACACGUGUGAACUUAGCCAAACAAUGUUUUGAACAGGUCAGCCAAUCAGGUAUUGUACCAUUAAUGAGUACAAGUAAGUGAUGUUCUAAUAUUUAGAUGAUGAUUGUAUGGUACUGUAUUUUAUGGAAAAACAUUGCAACUCGUUUUUUUUUUUUAAGCUGGUGUAUUAACAUGCUUUGAUCACCAGGUACACGAGUUGAACACGUACUAUCCUGAGUGGCUCUAAUGUUUGUUAUGAAUUCUCACAAGAUAUAUUUUGUAAUUUAUCACUAGAAAUUCCUCCUAUAAAUAAUUUAUCGAAUAGGAGAUUAGGGUUUGAUAUCAUAAGUUCCUUCAGGUUUUGGACAAGCUCUAAGCAUCCUAUUUGCCCCGACAUUAAAUAUAAGUUUAUAUUUAUCUUGUAAUGAGAAAAGUAUCUCGCAAAUGUUCUUAUAGGUAUACUAGAUAUUUUUUGUUUGUGUGAUGUCAGUACAUUCUAGAAAGACUGUAGACAUCAUUUGACCAAAGAUAUUAUACUGUAUUGCAAUUAUGCAAACCCUUUACAAUUUAUAUUUACGGUAUUCUUUUGUGUCUUAUUAUGUAACCUUUAAAUAGUCUAAAUUGAUUUUUUGGAGCACAAUAGUGGAGAGUUUAUUGAUGAGGGUAUUUUGUAUUUAAAUAUUUAAUCAGAUUUUCAUAAAUUUUAUUUAAAGCUGUAACAGACAAAAGGCCAUCUUCAGUAAAGCCCACACUAUUGUUCUAGCUGUAAGAGUUAUACCAGUAUUAACUGUGUACAAUGGGGUCAGUAACAAGUCAUUUUUGUCCUGUUUAUGUGGUACUCAAAAAGUGUCAACUUCCAGGUGUUGUAUAAUGUGUGUAUUUGUAAAAUAUUUUGAUGGGCGUGUCCAGUAUUUUCCGCUAUUUGAUCAUGUUGCCGCAAAAAUUGUCGGUCAACAUUUAUUAUUACUAACUGGAGUUUUGCCACAUAAUAUUACAAGAUUCUUUUGUGAGCAAAUGUCAUUGCACAACUAUUUUACUCAUUUCCACAUGUUCCUUUGUUGUUAUAAUCCAAAUAUAAUUCAGCACAAUUGCUCUUACAUUCAGUCUUAUUUGUCUUAAAAAGGGUGAAUGUAAAUGUCAUACAUUGCUAACCAAAUAUUUUAACCAGGUAAUGUUUUAUUGCAUGGAAAAAAUUAUGUACUCUUCUAAGUAAUAAGAGUAUCGAGUACUGUAAUUGAUAAGGUGCCAAAUCAAAUGCCUUCAAAAGGCUUUGCAUACAGUAUCCUGAGAGCAAGCUAAGGUUGUUAGUGAGCACCAACAACUAGUUAUUUAAUUUGUACGUUCAGUUACCAUUCUCUGGUAAUACCAUUAUUGUAGACAAAACUGAUUUUUUUUUAGAUUUAUUUAUUAAUUUCUCCAUAAAUAUAUAUUUUUUUACUUUAUUUUCAAUAUUUUUACGUUGAAUAUGUAGAAUUUUUAUAUUAAAUAUUUAAGGUAAAUAUCAGAUUGUGCCAAAUGUAUAAAUGUGUUAAAACUUUUUAAAAAUACUUUAUGAUAGUGGUCAAUAUAUAUAUGUUGUAUAUUAUAGAUAACAGCAUUUGCAACAUCUUAAAUAUGUUUCCAGUUUAAUGAAAAAGUGGUUAGAAAUCUUGUACUAUAUAUCUGGGCCUACCAAUAAAAACAAUUACUAACAAA
Molecule: messenger RNA, 6156 nt
Organism: Procambarus clarkii (red swamp crayfish)
Lineage: Eukaryota; Metazoa; Arthropoda; Malacostraca; Decapoda; Cambaridae
Gene: pigeon
Product: protein pigeon
Biological process (GO): positive regulation of amyloid-beta formation
Cellular component (GO): trans-Golgi network
Source: RefSeq, a predicted model, not a curated record